AUGACCACCUUUCUGGCAAUUUCCUUUGCAGCUCUGGUUUUGAAUAUUCUCAUUGGAAUGGUGGCCAAUAGAUUUAUUGUCCUCUUCAUUUGUUUCGACUGGUUCAGGAGGAGGAAAUUAUCUCCAACUGACUUGAUCUUGUGCUGCCUUGGACUGUCGAGGUUUAUAAUGCAGAUGAUAAUGAUCCUGAAUACAAGUGUGCUUUCCUUUGCCAAGCAUACCUAUUCACAGAAGUACAUGUGGAUCAUCAUUACCACAUUUUGGAUUUUUAUGAACACUUUAAAUCUUUGGUUUGCCGCCUGGCUCAGUGUUUUGUACUUUGUAAAGGUUGGCAUCUUCUCCCACCCUGUUUUGCUCCAAAUGAAGCGAAGAUUCUCUAGGCUGGUCCCAUGGCUGCUUCUUGGCUCAGUGGUCUUCUCUGCUGCUUUGACUAUUAUUACUAUGACAAUUUCAAUCUAUGUUUUUUCUGAAACAUGUUUUUUCUACGAGUCACUUUCGCACAACAGCAACAGUUCAGCAGUUGAAGCCCUUAAUCCUUGUAGGUACUUACCUAUUUUACUCCAUUCUCCCAGUCUCAUUCCAUUUAUUGUAUUUUUGUUCUCAGCCAUUUUUCUUAUUAGUUCUCUUUGGAAGCACAUAAGACACUUGCAAAGCAGUGGAACUGGCAUCAAGGAUCUCAAUACGCAAGUUCACUUGACUGCCAUCAAAACUCUGGCUUCUUUUGCUGUUUUGUACUUAUUCAGUUUUGUAGCAGUCAUUGUACAACCCACAGUGCCCUUGAUCCAUGAACAUCUUUGGGCAAUCACUGUUUUUCAAAAUAUGAGUGCUAUGUAUCUUUCUGGACAUGCGAUCAUCUUAAUAUUAGUGAACCCCAAACUGAAACAGGGGUUUGUCAGAAUGCUACCUCAUUUGAAAUGUUGCUUGUGUGAAGCAACAUCUUAA
Messenger RNA from Sphaerodactylus townsendi, 942 nucleotides. RefSeq names its product taste receptor type 2 member 8-like. Gene Ontology annotation, molecular function: G protein-coupled receptor activity; bitter taste receptor activity. Gene Ontology annotation, biological process: sensory perception of taste; G protein-coupled receptor signaling pathway; detection of chemical stimulus involved in sensory perception of bitter taste. The transcript has a single exon. Gene Ontology annotation, cellular component: membrane. Bases 1 to 942 code for a protein of 313 amino acids. The record is from RefSeq and is a predicted model, not a curated record. NCBI's taxonomy places the organism in Eukaryota, Metazoa, Chordata, Lepidosauria, Squamata, Sphaerodactylidae.